AUGAACGGCAGCCAAUCACUCCCACCGCGGCGCUCAGCUCUCGUCCUGUAUGGCUCUGAAACGGGCAAUUCGCAGGAAGUCGCCGAGGAGCUGGGGGCGUUGGCGGAGAGAUUGCAUUUCCGGACCCAUGUGGGGGAGAUGAAUGUGUAUAGGCCGGAGGUAUUGAAAUCGCAUACGCUCGUUAUAUUCGUUGUCGCGACAACAGGACAGGGAGACUUCCCGGCCAAUGCGAGGUCGUUUUGGCGGUCGUUGUUGCUGAAGAGGCUUCCGGGGGACUUUUUGGAUGGGGUUCGGUUUGCGUCGUUUGGAUUGGGGGAUAGUUCUUAUCCGAAGUUCAAUUGGGCGGCACGCAAACUACACAAGAGGCUGUUACAGCUCGGUGCGAAUGAAAUAUAUGAUGCUGGGGAGGCGGAUCAGCAGCAUCCGGAGGGGUGGCCGAUACCGGAUGAUGUCCAGUUGCCGCCGAAAUGGAUUCUGAAGCUCCAGGAGGGAGGUGCUCCGACAGCACAGGAAGGACAUGCAGUUCCCGGCACACAUGAGAAUCUACCCGCCCCCGAUGAUAAUCCGAAGUUGACUCGAUUGGAUUAUGAUCUGCGACCUCUGCCUGAUACUUUGACGGCGACGCUUAGGGAGAAUAAGCGAUUGACUCCGCAGAAGCAUUGGCAGGAUGUGCGCCAUGUAUCCCUUACUGUGCCUGAACAUACGUCCUACGUCCCUGGAGAUAUGCUAUGCAUUACCCCCAAGAACUUCUCCACCGACGUGAAUGCUCUGAUCCAGAUGAUGGGGUGGGAAGAACAAGCUGAUCAGCUAAUCAGCUUGGUUCCUAAUAGCCAUAUUCCUGCUGAUGAUCUCCCUUUGCCGCCUAUUCGGGGUCUCGACUCCUACCCCCAAUUGACGCUAAGGGCGCUGCUUACAGACUACCUCGAUAUUCAAGCUAUCCCGCGCCGGUCCUUCUUUGCGGAGAUUGCGCACUACACGAGCGACGAGAUGCACAAGGAGCGUCUACUAGAGUUCACCUAUACUAGUCCCGAGUAUCUUGACGAGCUGUGGGAUUACACUACUCGUCCGAGACGGAGUAUUCUGGAAGUCUUGCACGAGUUUGACUCGGUCAAGGUGCCAUGGCAGCAUGCUAUCUCGGUAUUUCCUGUUCUCAAGGGGAGACAAUUCAGCAUCGCUAGUGGCGGCGAGCUGAAGAGGGGCCCUGAAGGCGGCACCAAGUUUGAACUGAUGAUUGCCAUUGUCAAGUACCAGACCGUCAUCAAAAAGAUCAGACAGGGUGUAUGUACACGUUAUAUAUCUGCGCUUCGACCUGGGAGCACUCUUAAGGUACAACUGCAGCGCGGUGGACUCAAUUCCUCCGUCAACCAGCUCGUUGGCCCAACCGUCCUAGUCGGUCCCGGCACCGGUCUGGCCCCACUGCGAUCUAUGCUGUGGGAAAAAGCAGCGAUUAUCAAGGCAUACCAGGAGGAAAAUCCCGGGGUUGAGCUUAGCAUCGGACCCACGCUUCUCCUCUACGGCGGUCGCAAUCGAGAGGCAGACUUCUUCUUCGAAGACGAAUGGCAGCAGCUCGGUCAGUUGACCAAGUUGAAUGUGCUCACGGCAUUCUCCCGGGAUCAAAAACAAAAAGUCUACGUGCAAGAUGUAAUCCGCCAGAACUAUGCACUGCUAUUCAAGCUGCUGCAUGACAUGGCAGGAUCGGUGUAUAUCUGCGGCUCCUCUGGACAGAUGCCCAAGGCAGUAAGGGAGGCGCUGACGGAAGCAUUCCAGCACGGCGCAGAGGUGGAAACCGAUCGAUUCAACGAACAAGGCGCCGAGCAGUAUCUGCUUGGCAUGGAGAAGACGGGACGCGCAGCUGCUGCUCCGACGGAUCGGUGUCUCUCUACUCUUCCCUCAAAACGGCUUCUUGCUCGCUUUAAGAUCCCUUUACCACAUAUUACUGUCAUAAUGAGCGGCUUGCGAAUUCUCGUCCCCGUUAAGCGGGUUAUUGACUAUGCGGUCAAACCCCGCGUCAACAAGGCCAAUACCGGCGUCGAAACCGCUGGUGUCAAGCACUCCCUGAACCCGUUCGAUGAACUCUCCGUCGAAGAAGCCAUUCGCCUGCGCGAACGCGGCACCAAGAACCAGAGCCCCAUGAAGGUCGAAAACAUCCUCGCCCUCUCCGCUGGCGGAGCCAAGUGCGCCGAUACCCUCCGCACCGCUAUGGCCAUGGGUGCCGACCGCGCAUUCCACGUCGAUGUCGGCGACAGCCCCGAUGGUGGUCCCGAGCCCUUGACGAUCGCCAAGAUGCUGCAGGGUGUGGUCAAGUCUGAGAACAUUAACCUGGUGCUGCUGGGUAAGCAGGCGAUCGAUGGCGACCAGGGUCAGACCGGUCAGAUGCUGGCGGGACUGUUGGGGUGGCCGCAGGCGACGCAGGCCAGCAAGGUCGAUAUCAAGGAUGCGGAUGGUACGGUGGAGGUAACGCAUGAGGUGGAUGGUGGUGUUGAGACGCUGCGGGCUAAGUUGCCCAUGGUUAUCACUACGGAUUUGCGGUUGAAUGAGCCCCGCUAUGCUACGCUGCCGAACAUUAUGAAGGCUAAGAAGAAGCCUUUGGAGAAGAAGACAUUGGCGGAUUUCGGUGUUGAGGAUAAGAAGCGCUUGAAGACUCUGAAGGUUACUGAACCCCCCGCUCGCCAGGGCGGUGGCAAGGUCGAGGAUGUUGACGGCUUGAUCGGCAAGCUGAAGGAGCUGGGUGCUCUGUAG
Aspergillus piperis CBS 112811 is the source of this 2739-nucleotide messenger RNA. RefSeq names its product NAPDH-dependent diflavin reductase (gene tah18). The record is from RefSeq and is a predicted model, not a curated record. Gene Ontology annotation, cellular component: cytosol. Gene Ontology annotation, molecular function: NADPH-hemoprotein reductase activity; flavin adenine dinucleotide binding; FMN binding. Lineage: Eukaryota; Fungi; Ascomycota; Eurotiomycetes; Eurotiales; Aspergillaceae. The transcript has 9 exons. Bases 1 to 2739 code for a protein of 912 amino acids.